CCAGGGUCUCAGGUCCCCAGGACACCGCGCGGGAGAGGGGAAGCCCUGGGGCUCAGCCACCAUGAGUGAAACUUCUGAAGACUCCUUGAAGCCCAUUCUGCUAGAGCUGGAAUGCCACUUUACCUGGAACUUACUUAAAGAAGACAUUGACCUGUUUGAUGUGGAAGAUACCAUUGGGCAACAGCUUGAAUUUCUUACCACAAAAUCGAGACUUGCUCUUUAUAAUUUGCUAGCCUAUGUGAAACAUCUAAAGGGUCAAAAUCAAGAUGCACUAGCGUGCUUGGAACAAGCAGAAGAAAUCAUCCAGAGAGAACACUCAGAGGAAGAAGAUGUGCGCAGUGUGGUCACGUGGGGCAAUUAUGCCUGGGUGUCUUACCACAUGGAACGGUUUGAAGAAGUGCAGAAGUACAUAGACAAGGUUGGGGGCGUCUGCAAGAAGCUCUCCAGCUCUUCUUCACACAAGGUGGACCGUCCUGAGAUUGACUGUGAGAAAGGAUGGGCCCUCUUGAAAUUUGGAGGAAAGUAUUAUCAAAAGGCUAAAGCAGCUUUUGAGAAAGCUUUGGAGGUAGAACCUGACAAUCCAGAAUUUAACAUCGGCUAUGCCAUCACAGUGUAUCGACUAGAUGAUUCUGAUCGAGAAGGAUUUGUCAAGAGCUUUUCAUUGGGACCUCUCAGAAAGGCUGUAACCCUUAACCCAGAUAACAGCUAUAUUAAGGUUUUUCUGGCCCUGAAACUUCAAGAUGUACAUGCAGAAGCAGAAGGAGAGAGGUAUAUUGAAGAGAUUCUAGACCAAAUAUCGUCCCAGCCUUAUGUCCUUCGUUAUGCAGCUAAAUUCUACAGGAGGAAAAAUGCCUGGGACAAAGCCCUUGAACUUUUAAAAAAGGCCUUAGAGGUGACACCAACCUCUUCUUUCCUGCAUCACCAGAUGGGACUUUGCUACCGGGCACAAAUGAUCCAGAUCAAGAAAGCAACUCGCAACAGACCUAAAGGAAAGGAUAAACUAAAGGUGGAUGAGCUAAUUGCAUCUGCUAUCUUCCAUUUCAAAGCAGCUGUGGACCGAGAUUCGAUGUUUGCAUUUGCCUACACUGACCUGGCCAACAUGUACUCAGAGGGAGGCCAGUACAGCAAUGCUGAAGAUGUUUUCCGGAAAGCCCUCGCUCUGGAGAACAUAACCGAUGACCACAAACAUCAGAUCCACUACCACUAUGGCCGCUUUCAGGAAUUCCACCGUAAAUCAGAAAGUACUGCCAUCCAUCAUUAUUUAGAAGCCUUAAAGGUCAAAGAGAGGUCUUCCUUGCGCACAAAACUGACAGGUGCUCUGAAGAAACUGGCUAUGAAGAGACUGUGUUGCAACGCUUUGGAUGUGCAGAGCUUAGGUGCCUUGGGUUUUGUUUACAGGCUUGAGGGGGAGAAGAGGCAAGCUGCUGAGUACUAUGAGAGGGCACAAAAGAUAGAUCCAGAAAAUACAGAAUUUCUCACUGCUCUCUGUGAACUUCAACUUUCUAUUUAAGUACAUACUGUAGGAAAUUACUUCCAUUUGUGAUUCCCAUAUGUUCAUUGUUUUAACUCAUUGUUCCGUUUAGAACCCAGUAUCCUUUCUUUCUUUCUUUCUUUCUUUCUUUCUUUCUUUCUUU
Dipodomys ordii (Ord's kangaroo rat) is the source of this 1634-nucleotide messenger RNA. It is a transcript of the gene Ifit5, whose product is annotated as interferon-induced protein with tetratricopeptide repeats 5. Gene Ontology annotation, cellular component: cytosol. Gene Ontology annotation, molecular function: RNA binding; protein binding. Gene Ontology annotation, biological process: defense response to virus. The transcript has 2 exons. NCBI's taxonomy places the organism in Eukaryota, Metazoa, Chordata, Mammalia, Rodentia, Heteromyidae. The record is from RefSeq and is a predicted model, not a curated record. Bases 62 to 1510 code for a protein of 482 amino acids.